Messenger RNA from Cylindrotheca closterium, 657 nucleotides. The record is from the annotation of a GenBank genome assembly. NCBI's taxonomy places the organism in Eukaryota, Bacillariophyta, Bacillariophyceae, Bacillariales, Bacillariaceae.
AUGUCAGACGUUUCGUCCACCGCACCCACGAUGAACAAGCAACUUGUCCGUGCUGCAGUCUUGGUGGCUAUUCUCGCGGGGAGUGUCGCCAGCACCAAGACUUAUGAUUUGGGAGGAGGAGGAGACUACCAACACGAAUUAACGUUGCUGCAUAUGCUCGCCUUUUCUUCUUGGUUUGGAUGCAGUGUGUGGGUGUCCUUUGUGGCAGGGUUGGUCAUGUUCAAGAAUCUUCCGAGACAUACUUUUGGACGUCUUCAGGCCAAGCUAUUUCCAGCCUAUUUCUUAUUUUCAGCCAUCAUGAUUGGGAUUGCCAUGGUGACUUCGAGUGCACUAGGAUGGGGUCUACAGUCACUUGGAUGCAUCAUGGCUACGAUUCUAGUCAAUUUGGUAUACUUUGAACCCGAGACUACCCGAGUCAUGUUUGAACGCCACAAGGUCGAACGACGUCUGGGGACUGGACACGAGGUUGGAAUUCUGAAACCAAAGGAUCCCGAAAAGGCCAAUGAUCCGGAACUCAAGAAACUUUCAAAACAAUUUGGAAUGCUACAUGGUUUCUCGACACUAUUCAAUCUGGGAGCCUUGGGAGUUGGUUGCUAUUGGAUUAACUUUUGCACACAACAAAUGGUGGCCGUGGCAUCUAGUAGUUCUUCUGGCUAA